Molecule: messenger RNA, 750 nt
Organism: Lycium ferocissimum
Lineage: Eukaryota; Viridiplantae; Streptophyta; Magnoliopsida; Solanales; Solanaceae
Product: F-box protein At5g39250-like
Exons: 1
Coding region: 4-750 (248 amino acids)
Molecular function (GO): protein binding
Source: RefSeq, a predicted model, not a curated record
AAAAUGACUUGUGAAGAAAUUCUCGAGGCUGUUUUCCCGUUGCUGGAGUAUACCGAACUGGCUAAUUGUAUGUUAGUGUGCAAACAGUGGAGAGAUGCUGCUCAAGAUGAUCACCUCUGGAAAUCCUUUUGUUCUAAAAUAUGGCCAUCAAUUUGCAAGCAGCAAUCCCCUCCCACUUCAACCUACUAUUUAUUUUUCCGAACCUAUUAUAAAAAACAAUAUGAGACUCUUCCCCCUCCGAAACUGACGUUCAAUGACUUGGAGUUCUACAUUGACAUUUUGGUUGAUGGGAAAAUACUAUUCUCAGAUGUUGUGCCAGGGCCUGAUUUUCAGAAGAUUCCACCUCCAGAAAUCGGUGACGUGCUUAGGUCUCACAUAGAACAUCCUAAAUACAAGCUGAUUCUACCAGUGGAACCACGAUUCACGAUUCACUUGUGCGAUACGGUGAGUUUCUCUGUGUUUGUUGAACGCAAAGAUACAAAGAAAGUUGCUUGCCUACUCAACAAAUCCAUUUUUCAUAAUGUAUAUCGAACAUCAUAUCGGGCUUUAGGGUUUGAUGAAUAUCUUGACUUCUUCUCUCCGCUUAAUUUAUUUGUUAAUCUGGGUGUUCGAGCAUGGAUAUCUUUGCUUUUCAUGGACUACAGCAACGAGGCAGCAAAUGACAUUUUUGCCAUUGAGAUGGAUUUCUCUUAUGCUGCCAAGUCCGAAGAUGAGGUCCUGUGGCUGCUUGACAUGCUGGACUGGAAGUAA